AUGGGAAGACUGAAGUCAAGAACGUCUUACAGCAUCAGAUUUUCUCUGCUUCAGAAAGAAAGGAUCUUUAGAAUUGGUGACAUGGGACUAAAGCAGUUUCUUGAUGGUCCUGCAAGCACAAAGAUAAGAGAGCUAAAUUUAAGUAACUGUAUCCACCUGGGUGAUGCCUCUAUUGCAAAACUAUCAGAGUGCUGCUCUAAUUUAAACUACUUGAGUUUACGAAAUUGUGAACAUCUGACUGACCUAGGAGUUGAAUUUAUUGUAAACAUCUUUUCUUUGGUAUCAGUAGAUCUCUCUGGAACAGACAUCUCUAAUGAGGGUUUGAUGACACUGUCCAGGCAUAAAAAAUUAAAGGAACUUUCUCUAUCUGAGUGUGAUAAAAUCACCGAUAUUGGAAUUCAGGCAUUCUGCAAAGGCUCACUGAUCUUGGAACAUCUGGAUGUCUCUUAUUGCCCCCAGCUGUCAGAUGAGAUUAUUAAAGCACUGGCCAUUUACUGUAUUAAUCUCACAUCUCUCAGCAUUGCUUGCUGUCCAAAGAUUACUGACUCAGCAUUGGAGAUGUUAUCGGCAAAAUGCUAUUACCUGCACAUUUUGGAUGUUUCCGGUUGUAUCCUGCUUACUGACCAAAUGCUGGUGAACCUUCAGAUGGGCUGCAAACAACUCCGGAUCCUAAAGAUGCUAUACUGCAGACUUAUUUCCAAGGAAGCAGCUAAGAGAAUGUCAUCUAUAGUUCAGCAGCAGGCAUAUAGUGCUACUGACCCUCCACUUUGGUUUGGCUAUGAUUGCGAAGGCAAGCCUCUUCCAGAGCAACAAGAUAUAACACAACUUAAAAAUUCAGAAUCGAUGGCGAAAGAGUCAACAUACAGUAGUGAAGAGGAAGCAGUAUGACCUUCAACCUCAAGCAGGAAGAACAAAAAAUGUAGAACUUGGCAACUUCAUUUCGUCCAAGUAUUUUUA
Messenger RNA from Kogia breviceps (pygmy sperm whale), 957 nucleotides. Its product is annotated as F-box and leucine-rich repeat protein 13-like. The record is from RefSeq and is a predicted model, not a curated record. Gene Ontology annotation, molecular function: protein binding. Gene Ontology annotation, cellular component: cytoplasm. NCBI's taxonomy places the organism in Eukaryota, Metazoa, Chordata, Mammalia, Artiodactyla, Physeteridae.